AUAUAUAUAUAUAUAUAUACAUACACUCAGAUCAAUAACAUUAUAUGAUACCUUUGAAAAAGUCAGAUGGCGGACGUUGAUGAUUCUCAGAGAAGAAGAGAAAGCAGUAGUCAUCAUCGAUGGCCUCUUGCUUUACUCAUCGUCUUCGUAGCCUUUCCGGUGGCGUUAGCGGUGGCUCUCUACAGACUAGUCGACUCCUUCGAAGCGGCUGCUCUGCCAGUCCACGAGUUCACCGGGCCCACAGCAACAGCGGCGGCGCGUAACGGUCACAUGCUUCGUGGGGCGGAGAGAGUGGGGGAGGGAGCACUGCUGGCACCGGAAGACUUGGCUUACGACUCCAAGUCGGGUGUGAUUUACACAGGCUGCGCCGACGGGUGGGUGAAGCGAGUCAGGUUGAGUGACUCGGUGGUGGAGAACUGGGUCAACACCGGCGGUAGGCCGCUGGGAAUCGUUCUGGACCAUAACAAGAAUCGGCUUCUCGUCGCCGAUUCGGAGAAGGGGUUACUUAGCAUAACUAAAGAAGAAGGUGUGGUGGAGGUUUUGACAAAGGAAGCCGAUGGUGCAAAGUUCAUGCUAACAAACUGCGUAGAUGUGGCCGAAGAUGGCACCAUUUACUUCACAGACUCUUCUAACAAGUACAGCUUGCAUGAGGCUGUGUGGGACAUCCUCGAAGCCAAUCCCAAUGGAAGAUUGCUUAGCUACGAUCCACACACUAACCAAACCAAAGUGCUCCUUAGUCACAUUUACUUCGCCAAUGGAGUUUUAGUCUCACCUGACCAGACUUGUCUCAUCUUCUGUGAAUCCCUCUUGAGAAGGUGUAGAAAGUAUCAUCUAAAGGGGGAGAGAAAAGGUAGUGUUGAGUCAUUUAUUGACUACUUGCCUGGGAUGCCUGACAACAUUCAUUAUGAUGGGGAAGGCCAUUACUGGAUUGCAUUGGUUAUGGAAGCUACUAAAUUUUGGGAUUUAGCAAUGAGAUAUCCUUUUAUUCGAAAAGUUGUGGCAUUCCUUGAGAGGAACAAUUGUAGACCAAAGAUGGAGAAGAAUGGAGGUGUUUUUGCUGUGGAUUUAGAAGGAAGACCUAUUUUCCACUACCAUGAUCCUCACUUGCCAUUCAUUUCAAGUGGACUCAAGAUUGAAAAUCAUCUUUAUUGUGGCUCUAAUGCUUAUCCCUACAUGAUCAAACUCAAUCUACUAAAUUUCCCGGCACAACCCUCUACCUCUACGACAUGAGCCAUAAAGAUCGAUGUUUAUGAUGGAUUGUACCCUACACAACUCUCUGCUAAAUACUUUUAUGAACUACAGUGUUUGUCAAUACAAUCUCGAAAAAAAUAGUAAUCAAGUUUUUCAAUUUAUUUAAAAACGGUUGUAGUUAAGUUUUUAUAAUUUACAUUUUUUUGUAAAAUUUUUAGUUUUGAAAUAAAAUUUGAUAAAUUUUUCUAUA
Humulus lupulus (European hop) is the source of this 1441-nucleotide messenger RNA. Its product is annotated as protein STRICTOSIDINE SYNTHASE-LIKE 5-like. The coding region runs from base 67 to 1230 and encodes 387 amino acids. Gene Ontology annotation, molecular function: strictosidine synthase activity. The transcript is spliced from 4 exons. Gene Ontology annotation, biological process: biosynthetic process. NCBI's taxonomy places the organism in Eukaryota, Viridiplantae, Streptophyta, Magnoliopsida, Rosales, Cannabaceae. The record is from RefSeq and is a predicted model, not a curated record.